Triplophysa dalaica is the source of this 1193-nucleotide messenger RNA. It is a transcript of the gene srp14, whose product is annotated as signal recognition particle 14. Gene Ontology annotation, cellular component: signal recognition particle, endoplasmic reticulum targeting. NCBI's taxonomy places the organism in Eukaryota, Metazoa, Chordata, Actinopteri, Cypriniformes, Nemacheilidae. The record is from RefSeq and is a predicted model, not a curated record. Gene Ontology annotation, biological process: SRP-dependent cotranslational protein targeting to membrane. Bases 95 to 427 code for a protein of 110 amino acids. The transcript is spliced from 5 exons. Gene Ontology annotation, molecular function: endoplasmic reticulum signal sequence receptor activity; 7S RNA binding.
UGAAGAAGUGCGGGAGGGGCGGAGCUACAGCGCAGCUGAGAGAGCGACGUGUUCUUUUGCUCAAUGUGCUAGCGGCUCAUUCAUCGAUAAAGUCAUGGUGUUAUUAGAAAACGACGCGUUUCUUACUGAACUCACUCGCCUGUUCCAGAAAUGCAGGACAAGUGGAAGUGUGGUCAUCACUUUAAAAAAAUAUGACGGGAGAACAAAACCGGUCCCCAGAAAAGGACAUCCAGAGACUUUUGAACCAGCCGACAACAAAUGUCUGUUCAGAGCGUCAGACGGCAAGAGGAAAAUCAGCACAGUGGUCAGCUCCAAAGAAGUCAUAAAAUUUCAGAUGGCAUAUUCUAACUUGUUGAGAGCACACAUGGACGGACUGAAGAAGAAAGAUAAAAAGAGUAAAAGCAAGAAGUCUAAAGCCACACAGUGAUUGACAAAAUCAAAUAAAAAAAGAGCGAGCGAGAGAGAGAGAGGUGUGCUGUUAAUUCAACCUCUUCAGGACAUCAAACACUCACCGGUGCCACUCCACCUUCCCAUCAGCCCCUGCAGCAUCUCAAUCAGACGCCCCCAUGAAACAUCUGCUCCGGAUCUGAUGGGAAACCUGAUAUUCAUCUUGUGUGUGGUGCUUCUCUGUGGACGCUCCAUCAGGAGGAACCUUAAAUCCUGCCAAUGUUUGACGUCUGCCCUUCCAAACCAGAUUUAAUUUGUCUUUUACUGGACUGAUGGAAAGGUUUUGUUUACUACAGAAUAUUAGAUUUACUGCAUCUCUGCUGAGAGAUUUCACUUCUUAAGAUGCCGAGGAUUUCAUUGAGCCAAGUUCUGUUAUUCAUCAUUUAAAAUACAAGCCAUGUUUUGAUCGCAGAAAUGUUUUGUUUUGUAGUAGGUGAAGUGUUUCUCCUGCUUUAUUUUUGACGAUAUCUUAAGUUUGUGUGUAUUUGUUAGAUUUCAUUUCCCCCUUUAUUGAAGAUUAUUGCUGUGCUGCUGGAUCUGAAUGUUGGCAUCAGUCUGGUUUGAAGAUGUACAGCGGAGUCUAUAUAAAGUUGUUUUAUUGAUGAGGACAGGUGAUGGGACACCUUUUUCUCACAAUGUUCCAUUUAUUGCAUUCAGCAUCACAUGACAUUGGUUUUGUAAUGAGUCCAACUACUUUUGAUUGAAAUGUCAGGAGGUCAGAAUUAAAUUCAGUUCGGUCAUGAUGA